Molecule: messenger RNA, 475 nt
Organism: Phodopus roborovskii (desert hamster)
Lineage: Eukaryota; Metazoa; Chordata; Mammalia; Rodentia; Cricetidae
Gene: Rnase12
Product: ribonuclease A family member 12 (inactive)
Exons: 1
Coding region: 35-472 (145 amino acids)
Molecular function (GO): nucleic acid binding
Source: RefSeq, a predicted model, not a curated record
GAAAGCCAGAGAUGUGAAGGGACUCUCGCCCCUGAUGGUACUGAUGGUGGUGGUCUUCUUGCUGCUCCUCUUCUGGGAGAACGAACUGAGUGAGGAUGUUGUGCUGACAUCCUUGGAGCAUUUGCACGUGGACUAUCCUCAGAACACCAUCCCUCUGAGGUACUGCAACUAUAUGAUACAGCAGAGGGUCAUCAGGGGACCCGGCCACACAUGCAAAAAGCUGCACGUCUUCAUCCACGAGAGGCCUCAGAAAAUCAACAGCAUCUGCACUUCCUCCAAGAAGGCGACUUGUGAGAACUAUACCGACAUUUUCUGCUUCCAGAGUGAGACAAGAUUCAGACUGACAGUCUGUCAGCUCAUUGAUGGCACCAGAUAUCCUGCUUGCAGGUACCAAGUCUCCCCUAUAGAGGGGUUCGUCCUUGUCACUUGCGAUGACUUAGGACCCGUUAAUUUUCAGGGAUAUGUUCAAUAACUG